AUGAGUUGCAAACAGAUCUCCUCAUCUUUCUGGAGCAGCAGCUGCGGAGGAGGAGGGGGAAGUGGGGGUAGCAUGAGGUCCUCCUUCAGUCGCUCCUCCCAGGCUGGUGGAGGAGGGGGCCGCUUUCGCUCUCCCAGUGGAUUUGGUGGGGGUGGCUUUUCGGCCUGUGGCAGUGGAGGUGGUGGCAGUUUUGGCUCUAGCUACAGUGGAGGAUAUGGAGGGGGUUUUAGUUCACGGAGUUCUGGCGGUAGAUUCCGUGGAGGUUCUGGAAGUGGCUUUGGUGGUGGCUCUGGAAGUGGUUUUGGUGGUGGCUCUGGAAGUGGCUUUGGUGGUGGCUCUGGAAGUGGUUUUGGUGGUGGCUCUGGAAGUGGCUUUGGUGGAGGCUCUGGAGGUGGUGAAGGUGGCAUUCUGACUACCAAUGAGAAGACUGUCAUGCAGAAUCUCAACUCCCGUCUGGCCUCCUAUAUGGAUAAAGUACAGCAACUGGAGGGAGACAACACCUCCCUGGAGAGGCAGAUCCAGGAAUGGUAUUCAAAGAAGGGGCCCAGAAUCUUCCAGAAGGACUACUCCCCUUACUACGAUACUAUUGAAGACUUGAAGGGCAGGAUUGAGGAUCUCACGGUGACCAACAACAAAAUGCUCCUGGACCUAGACAAUAUUCACAUGAAUUUAGACGACUUCAGGGUUAAGUAUGAGAUGGAGCAGACCCUGCGCCAAGGGAUGGAAGCUGAUAUUAAUGGCCUGCGGAAGGUGGCGGAUGAUCUGACUUUGGGCACAAGCAAUAUAGAGAUGACGUAUUCUGAUCUGCAGGACGAACUGAAGGCUCUUAAUGAGAACCACCAGGAGGAGAUGAGCCAGCUCACGGGCCAGAACGAUGGAGACGUUAACGUGGAGAUAAAUGUUGCUCCUAGCACAGACCUCACCCAGGCCCUCAAUGACAUGCGUGAGGAGUAUGAAAAGGCCAUUUCCAAGACCCGCCAGGACGUUGAGCAAUACUAUGAGUCCAAGAUGACCCAGAUUGAACAAGAAGUGAAAAAUAACGGUGAAGAGAUGGAGAGAAAUAUGAAGGAAGUAUCCCAGCUGCAGCACAACAUCCAGGAGCUGAACAUCGAGCUGCAGACUCAGCUUAGCACGAAAUCAGCCCUGGAGAAGGCUUUGGAAGACACAAAGAACCGCUACUGUGGCCAGCUGCAGCAGAUCCAGGGGCAGAUCUGUGAAGUGGAGGCCCAGCUUGCUGAGGUCCGGGCAGAAAUCGAGUGCCAGAGCCAGGAAUACAGCAUUCUACUCAGCGUCAAGACAUGGCUAGAGAAAGAGAUUCAUACCUACCGCACCCUCCUUGAAGACGGCCAGCAAGACUUUGAAUCGUCUGGAGCUGGACAAAUUGGCUUUGGAAGUGGCAAAGGAAGACAAGGAGGAAGUGGAGGCAGCUAUGGUGGAGGAAGUGAGGGCAGCUAUGGCAGAGGAAGUGGAGGAGGCUAUGGUAGGGGAAGUGGAGGUAGCUAUGGUGGAGGAAGUGGAGGUAGCUAUGGUGGAGGAAGUAGUGGCAGCCAUCGAGGAGGAAGUGGGGGCAGCCAUGGAGGAGGAAGUGGAGGCAGCCAUGGAGGAGGAAGUGGGGGCAGCCAUGGAGGAGGAAGUGGAGGCAGCCAUGGAGGAGGAAGUGGGGGCAGCUAUGGUGGAGGGAGUAGCUCAGGAGGAGGAAGUGGGGGCAGCUAUGGUGGAGGAAGUAGCUCAGGAGGAGGAAGUGCGGGCAGCUAUGGUGGAGGAAGUGGUUCAGGAGGAGGAAGUGGAGGUAGCUAUGGUGGAGGAAGUAGCUCAGGAGGAGGAAGUGGGGGCAGCUAUGGUGGAGGAAGUGGUUCAGGAGGAGGAAGUGGAGGCAGCUAUGGUGGAGGAAACCGAAGGCCAUCUCAGUCCCAGUCCUCCUCAAAAUCUGUCGAGUGCGAUGAUGAGUCACAAGGCCACCAGAUGCGAUACUAG
Messenger RNA from Acomys russatus (golden spiny mouse), 1974 nucleotides. RefSeq names its product keratin, type I cytoskeletal 9-like. Bases 1 to 1974 code for a protein of 657 amino acids. The record is from RefSeq and is a predicted model, not a curated record. Lineage: Eukaryota; Metazoa; Chordata; Mammalia; Rodentia; Muridae. Gene Ontology annotation, molecular function: structural molecule activity. The transcript has 9 exons. Gene Ontology annotation, cellular component: keratin filament.